CUAUCUUGAGCUGCUGAGUUUCUCUCAACUCUAGGGCCAACCAAAAAUGGCCAAAGAUUCCGAGAAGAGGUUCAACUCCGUCAUGGACAAGCUCUUCUACGCUCCCAAACCUCCGCCGGCCUCCACCUCCAGUUCAACAAGUCUAGAAGCAUCGAGAGGGAAGAAGAGAGCGCAUCCGUCGUCUGCAUUGGCGGACCUGAAAUCGAGAGGUGUUAGGGAGCCGGGGUUUCGGCAUUGGUCAGCUCCGGCUUCACCGUCUCAGCCUCCGGUGUGUAGGCCGUGGGACCGGGGUGAUCUGAUGAGGAGAGUAGCUACAUUUAAGUCCAUGACUUGGUUUGCGAAGCCGAAGGUGGUAAGUGCUCUAAAUUGUGCCAGGAGAGGUUGGGUCAACAUAGAUGUGGAUAUUAUAGCCUGUGAAUCAUGUGGGGCACGCCUCCUGUUUUCUACCCCGUCAUCUUGGAAUCAGCAGCAAGUUGAGAAGGCAGCUUUGGUAUUUAGUUUAAAGCUGGACAACGGACAUAAAAUGCUUUGUCCAUGGAUUGACAAUGCCUGUGAUGAAAUGCUGGCGGAGUUCCCACCUACACUACCUCCAGUUUUAGUGGAUAAAUUUAGAGAGCGAUGCUCUGUGAUUUUGCAACUUCCAAUUCUUCCGGUGAUUUCUUCUUCAGCCAUUGAGUACAUGAAAAGCCCUCAGCUUGAUCAGUUUCUUGAACAGUCCUCAAUAUUUUUUGGCAACGGGUCUGCUGAGAUUUCUAGAAUAGAACAGUCUGAUGAUGAAGGGAGUGCAGAGUCGGCUAAGUUGUACUAUCAGGCACAGAAGAUUAUAAGCUUAUGCGGUUGGGAACCUCGCUCACUACCUUAUACUGUUGAUUAUGGGAAAAGGUUGAAUCAGUCUACAGCAAAGGCAAAUGGUUUGAGUUCAUCUCAUUUAGCUGCUAACAGCCAUUAUCCUAUCAUCAAUGUUCAAUCUGGUAGUAAUUAUAACCUAAUUGAGGCAAAUGAAAAUUUCAGCAGUUCUAGUGCUCUACAGUCUGAGUCCAAUUCUGUGGUUUUAGAUUGCAAGCUUUGUGGAGCUAGUGUAGGCUUAUGGGCUUUCACUACUGUUCCACGGCCUGUUGAGUUGUUCCAUUUAGUUGGAUAUGCAGAAGCGAAUUCUGAAACUCAUCCUGGAACCCAUGAUUCAACCAUUCAAAGUUGUCUUGGCAAAAUGAGAGAUGUAACAUCUUCAAAGGAUAAAUUUUCAAAUUUAAAUAUGACAAUUGCUGGGGGUCCUACACCAACAAAACAGAACUUCAAAGCAAAGAUUUCCUUACCUGUUAUUGGCCAGAAUUUAAGAGCUCAGUUUUCAUAUAAUUCUGAAUUCAGAGAAUGUUUACUUGUUAACCAAGAGGACAUGCAAUCUGGAUCCCAAGAAGAGAACUUGCUUCAGGGAGGAGAAUGCUCCCAUGAAAAUGCAGCAAAUGGUGGAUUGGAGAAUUCAGAAGUCAGGGAGCCUGGUCCCCCUACAGGCCCAGAUGCCAGUAACACGUAUAAAGGUGGUGAAGACAACAAUAAUUCACCGGUGAUGGCUUCUAUUAGCGGAAAUUUGUUAGACUCUGGAACAGAUGAGGAGCACAGGCAGAUUCAAGAGUCUCCAUGUGCUCCAUCUAGCUUGGAAGCCAGUGCAGUUGCCCAUGGCACCUCGAACCAUGAAGGUAGUGGAGAGAAACUGCAGACUCCUGUAAACAAGGAACUUGUGGCCUGCAUUAGUGGGAAAGAUCUUAAGCAUGCAUCACCAGGUGGCAUGAUAGAGUUUGAUUCUAUUAAGCAGCACAGACAUUUCUGCCCCUGGAUUGCAUCAGCAGGUAAUGGAGCACCUGGAUGGAAACAAACGCUGUCAGCUUUACAACGUCAAGAAGUGUGUUCUCCUUUACCUGCAUCCAUAAUCAAGGUCGAUGACCCCAUUACUUCGAUAAGAAAUCUUUUCAUGUCUCCAUCUCCAAAAAGAAUGAAGCCCACAAUUUUAACAACCCGGAGUCCUCAACAAUAGCUGAUUGAUUAUUUUGCUGCUGGGAAAAGGGUCCCAAAGCAGGUCCUGAAGUGUUGUGAUUACGGUGUUGAAGUGGAUUGUAGACACUCCAUUUGAAAGCUUUAAAGUUGUACGAGGUUAGAACUUUGACUUUGAAGACAUCAACUGUAGCACUCACCUGGUUGCUUUAGCAACUUACGACUUGAAAAAACAUGGUAUUUAUGUUUUUGAGAGAUACAGGGUUAUAUCAUCUGAAAGCGUCUUCUAACAAAAAAUGUGGAACAAGAGAAAGGCUGGGAAGAGUUCUUUUACUGCAUCAGGCCACAGUUUGUGACAAGUACCUUGGCGUAAGGGCGGUUAAAUCCUCUUUCUGCCACAACAGCUCUCUUAUCUCCAAUCAACUUGGCCACCCUGCCAACAAAACAGCAACCUUGUUAGUGUACAUUUCCACAAUUCUAGGAGGAUUAUAUGAAGCUGCAGAUGAUUUUGUUCUAUGUGAUUGUACUGUGCUUCGUUAAUUCCUCUACUUGUAUUUAAAGGUCGUAAUACACUUGAUUUUGAUCACUCGUCACGAGUGUGUUAUGUGUACGCGGAGAACGGAAUUGACAUUUUUUCACAGGAGUUCCCGUAUUAAGGAGUAUUGUUAUUA
Argentina anserina (silverweed cinquefoil) is the source of this 2657-nucleotide messenger RNA. RefSeq lists its product as uncharacterized. Gene Ontology annotation, molecular function: zinc ion binding. Gene Ontology annotation, cellular component: nucleus. NCBI's taxonomy places the organism in Eukaryota, Viridiplantae, Streptophyta, Magnoliopsida, Rosales, Rosaceae. The record is from RefSeq and is a predicted model, not a curated record. The transcript is spliced from 7 exons. The coding region runs from base 47 to 2029 and encodes 660 amino acids.